Molecule: messenger RNA, 1610 nt
Organism: Ilyonectria robusta
Lineage: Eukaryota; Fungi; Ascomycota; Sordariomycetes; Hypocreales; Nectriaceae
Product: general substrate transporter
Exons: 5
Coding region: 1-1551 (516 amino acids)
Biological process (GO): transmembrane transport; carbohydrate transport
Cellular component (GO): membrane
Molecular function (GO): carbohydrate:proton symporter activity
Source: RefSeq, a predicted model, not a curated record
AUGUCUGUCACCGAAACAUUACGCAGAUUCCCCUCGUGGGUGCCACAGAGCUCAGUAUUUGUCAAUCUGCUGCUGCUCUGUACGGCUUUCAGUACCGGCUCAGUACUUGGCUACGAUGCUUCGAUGAUGAAUGCUCUCAACAUCUUGCCCCAAUACACAGACUACUUCAGGCUCACUCCCGCUACCACGGCCUUGAACUCGGGGAUCAUCUGGGUUGGCGCAACUGUGGGAAGCAUCUCCUACGCCAGGGUCUCAGAUUGGAUUGGGCGAAAACCAUCUUUAUUCUACGCGGGUAUUAUUGCUAUCUGUGGCGGUGCCCUCACAGCUGCUUCCCAGAACAUCGCUAUGUUCUUGGUAGCUAGGACCAUCCUCGGUCUCGGCAUUGGGGCGACAUAUGUAGCCGUCCCCGUCUACAUCGCAGAAGCCCUUCCUCUCAAAUACCGCACCGCAGGUCUGGGUAUCCUCAACGAUGUGUACUACGUCGGCGGUCUACUAUCUGCUGGCAUAACCUACGGGACCUCCCGUUUCCUUUCCACCUGGGCCUGGAGGCUGCCAGCGUUGUUCCAAAUCGCCUUUACAAUCAUCUCUCUUCUUGCGCUCCCCUUCGCCCCAGAAUCUCCUCGUUGGCUCGCGUUCCAGGGCCGCAAGAAUGAAGCCUUAGUUGCUCUCGCCCAAGUGAACUCAAAUGGCGACAUCAACGAUCCAGCAACCCAACUCCAGUUUGUUCAGAUCUGCGAGACUCUGGAGUUUGAGAAGGAAAUGGAGACGCCGAACCCCAAAGAACUGUGGGUCAACAGAGGCUACCGAAAGAGAAUGCUCAUCACCUUUUCUGUUGCCAUCUUCAGUAUGAUGACGGGCAGCAACAUCUUUUCUUACUACCUUGGCACGGCGCUUACCAAUGCUGGCAUUACCAGCUCAACCACUCAACUCCAGGUCAACGUUAUUCUUAACGCAUUCUGCUUGGUCAUCUGUCUCUUCGGCACAUACAUGGCAGACCGACUGGGCCGAAAGAUGUUGACCAUCAUAUCGACUGCCUUGUGUACCGUCACUCUGUUCAUCAUCGGAGCGUUGACCAAAGAGUAUGGCGAUUCAACAAACAAGGCCGCAAUCUACGCCAAUGUCGGCAUGAUGUUUCUGGCCCAGGGAGUUUACAGCUUUGGGUGGACUCCGAUUCUUCAAAUGUACCCGCCGGAACUUUUGAACUAUCAGAUCCGCAACAUCGGAAUGUCGUGGUGCAUUACCUGGCAAAACAUGACCAUUCUGAUUCCCAUCUUUGCUUUCCCCAUUGCUAUGAACAACAUCGGAUGGGUUACUUACAUUAUGAAUGGCGGUUGGAACAUCUUUGAACUGUUUAUUAUCUGUAAGUACUGGCCGGAGACCCGCGGUUUGUCCCUCGAAGAGAUCUCUGUUCUGUUCGAUGGCGAAAUACACUCGCAGGUCACCGAUGUGAAGCAUAUCAUCGAAGGCGUGCCCUCCAAGCUGGACACGGAGAAGGUUCAAUCAGCAGUCAAGGCCGAGCUCAGCAACAAGUCGGAGCUAGUCACACAAUGAAUGGAUGUCCCAAGACAACAGCAAGCUAGGUAGUCGGGGUACACUGUGGCAAUGCGUAG